Messenger RNA from Rattus rattus (black rat), 1816 nucleotides. RefSeq names its product olfactory receptor 2B11. The record is from RefSeq and is a predicted model, not a curated record. Bases 342 to 1298 code for a protein of 318 amino acids. Gene Ontology annotation, cellular component: membrane. The transcript has a single exon. NCBI's taxonomy places the organism in Eukaryota, Metazoa, Chordata, Mammalia, Rodentia, Muridae. Gene Ontology annotation, molecular function: G protein-coupled receptor activity; olfactory receptor activity. Gene Ontology annotation, biological process: G protein-coupled receptor signaling pathway.
CAAGUCGUGGCUGAACAUGACUGAAACCUUCGCCUGUGUGGAACUCUGGCGCAGAAGCCUCUCUGUCCUCUCCAGGAUCUGCAGCUGAGGUGAGCUGCAUUCCCCACUCCCAUGGUAACAGAUGCAGGAACUGAAGCUUAGAAAGACUGGCUUGGUGAAGGUCAGAGUAGGAGGGGUGAGAGGCGACAUACUGCUGCCCUGACCCCCAUCCAGACCCAGGAGGGUCAGGCAGGAUGAAGCCUAAGGGAGAGCAGACACGGAGAAAAUGACUCAUUUUCUCCCAUGACAGUCACUCGUUCCAGCUCCCUUCACUCAUCGCAGCUCCCAGAAGAUGCUGUAGCAUGAGAAGUGCCAACCAAAGCUGCUUCUGGGACACCCCAAAGGACUUCAUUCUCCUGGGCAUUUCUGACAGGCCAUGGCUGGAGCUCCCAGUCUUUGUGGUCCUCCUGGUGUCCUACAUUCUGGCUGUGCUUGGAAACAUCUCCAUCAUCCUGGUAUCCCAGCUGGAUCUCCAGCUUCAGAGUCCCAUGUACGUGUUCCUCAGCCACUUGUCCUUCCUGGACCUCUGCUACACCACCACCACCGUCCCUCAGAUGCUGUUCAACAUGGGCAGCUCCCGGAAGACCAUCAGUUACGGGGGUUGCACCGUGCAAUACGCCAUUUUCCACUGGCUGGGCUGCACCGAGUGCGUUGUCUUGGCUGCCAUGGCUCUGGACCGCUACGUGGCCAUCUGUGAGCCACUCCGGUAUGCUAUCAUCAUGCACCGCCCACUCUGCCAGCGGCUGGUGGCUACAGCCUGGCUCAGCGGCUUCGGCAACUCCCUCGUUCAGGUCAUCCUGACGGUGCAACUGCCUUUCUGUGGCCGGCAGGUGCUGAACAACUUCUUCUGCGAGGUGCCAGCCAUGAUCAAGCUGUCCUGUGCUGAUACAACCGCGAAUGAUGCCACACUGGCUGUGCUGGUGGCCUUCUUCGUGCUGGUCCCUCUAGCCCUUAUCCUCCUCUCCUAUGGCUUCAUUGCUCAGGCAGUGAUGAGGAUCCAGUCCUCCAGGGGGCGGCGCAAGGCCUUCGGGACUUGCUCUUCCCACCUGCUGGUGGUCUCCCUCUUCUACCUGCCCGCCAUCUACAUGUACCUGCAGCCUCCGUCCAGCUACUCCCAAGAGCAGGGCAAGUUUAUCUCCCUCUUCUAUUCUAUAAUCACCCCCACCCUUAACCCUUUCAUCUACACCUUGAGGAAUAAGGACGUGAAGGGAGCUCUCGGAAGACUCCUGGCAAGGACCGGGAGGCUGUGUGGAAGGUGAAAGUGCAGCCCCAGAAGACCUACACAGCUCGCAGAACUCCUGAGCAAAGACUCUGGGGGGAUGGGGUUGCGGCUCAGUGGUGGCACAGCACUUACGUGGCUUGUGGGAAGGACUGAGUUCAACCCCUAGGGCCGCAAGAAGUGCUUGGAACAGUAGGUUCUUCAACAGAUUUGAAAGAAAAAAAAUCUGAGAACAUUUCACCUUCCAUGUAGUAAUAAUGUUCAAAGUCCCACAUCUAAGGGUAAGUUCCAUUCUCAGAGCAGAAUUCUAAGAAGCCGUAUAUCUUCAAGACGUGCUUAAAUGACUUUGUGUUCACAAAUACUCAUUAGACUGUUUAAUUUCUAAUUUCCUAGUUUUCCCCAUUUUCUUCCUCUUCCUAUAUUUCCUCUCCCAUUUCCCAUGUAUCUUUUUAAGCCCCUUUCUUCCAUUAUAGUCACUCUGGAUGUGUACAAUACCAACCUGACACAGAGUCUUACCUCACUUAUAAUAAACAUCUGUUCUUCAUGGAUCAAAGCCGA